Molecule: messenger RNA, 4442 nt
Organism: Anarrhichthys ocellatus (wolf-eel)
Lineage: Eukaryota; Metazoa; Chordata; Actinopteri; Perciformes; Anarhichadidae
Gene: tacr3a
Product: tachykinin receptor 3a
Exons: 5
Coding region: 261-1487 (408 amino acids)
Biological process (GO): positive regulation of flagellated sperm motility; G protein-coupled receptor signaling pathway
Cellular component (GO): sperm midpiece; plasma membrane
Molecular function (GO): tachykinin receptor activity
Source: RefSeq, a predicted model, not a curated record
CUGAAGGAUACUAGUGUUUCACCGCGUUUUUAUUUGUAGACAUGUUACUGUAUGCUGACACGUGCGGAACUGUUGGAGACAUUCACUGUGGUGAUCUGGAGAUCUGUGUUUUUAAGGGAUGGUGAGGUGCUUAAGUUGCGCGCUAUGGUUCAUAUACGCAAUCCUCUCUCACCAUUCUAGCUUUUGCACCUCGGUGAGUAGAUCACACUCGUGAAACGACCGACGCAUUCGCUAUAAUCGGCGGGGAAAAGGAGACAAGGAUGGCAGCUGCACAUAAUGGAUCCAACAUAACGGCAAACCACACCAACCAGUUUGUGCAGCCGCCGUGGCGCGUCGCUCUCUGGUCCGUAGCCUACAGUUCCGUGCUGGCGGUGGCAGUGUUUGGAAACCUCAUCGUGAUAUGGAUCAUUCUUGCCCACAAGCGUAUGAGGACGGUGACGAACUACUUUCUCUUAAACCUGGCGUUUUCGGACGCGUCAAUGGCCGCGUUUAACACUUUGAUAAACUUUAUCUACGCUACCCACGGGGAGUGGUACUUCGGGGAAGCGUACUGCAAAUUCCACAACUUCUUCCCGGUCACAUCCGUGUUUGCAAGCAUCUACUCCAUGACUGCGUUAGCUGUUGACAGGUACAUGGCCAUCAUCCAUCCUCUGAAGCCUCGUUUGUCGGCGAAGGCCACCACAGGAGUUAUCGUCUGUAUCUGGAGUCUAGCCGUGGUUCUGGCCUUCCCUCUCUGCUACUUCUCCACCACCCGAACUCUGCCCCGCAGGACCCUCUGCUACGUGGCCUGGCCCCGCAUGGCCGACGACCCCUUCAUGUAUCAUAUCAUAGUGACAGUUCUGGUCUACGUGCUGCCCUUAGUGGUGAUGGGCAUCACUUACACCAUCGUGGGGCUGACUCUGUGGGGAGGGGAGAUACCAGGAGACUCAUCUGAUAACUAUCACGGACAGCUCAGGGCUAAAAGGAAGGUGGUGAAGAUGAUGAUCAUCGUAGUAGUGACUUUUGCCCUCUGCUGGCUGCCUUAUCACGUCUACUUCAUUGUGACGGGUCUCAACAAGCGUCUGAGCAAAUGGAAGUACAUCCAGCAGGUCUACCUGUCAGUGCUGUGGCUGGCAAUGAGCUCCACCAUGUACAACCCUAUCAUCUACUGCUGCCUUAAUAGCAGGUUUCGAGCUGGCUUCAAGCGAGCGUUUCGUUGGUGCCCGUUCAUCAAGGUAUCCAGCUACGACGAGUUGGAACUACGCUCCACGCGUCUACAUCCGACAUGCCAAAGCAGCAUGUACACGCUGUCACGAAUGGAUACCACCAUGGUGUUGGUCUACGACCCCGCCGAGGGCGAUGGCAGCUCUGGAAGGAAGCAGUCCCUGUCGGCCAGGAAGAGAAGCUACAUCACGUCUCGCCACGCGGAGAUCACUGGAUGCAGUGUUGAUGGUGCGAAAACGCAGAAUGGAGAGGCUCCAGGCACUCAACCCGAGGAGUUUUCUUGAAGGGUGUUUUCAGAGACAUACUGUAUGCGUGCAAGAAAUGUACACAGAUGCAUAAUGCACUGUACAUACAAAUGGUGCACAUAUGUUUGGUUUAUUUAGACCUGAUUUUGUAAUAUUUGGAAUCAGCUGAUAGCCGAAUUUAUUUUUAUUGAAUGUUUGUUCAUUUUUCCCGACAUAAUAGCAUUAAAGCUUAGAGUGUUAAAGCAGCUGUGGUAAACACCAAGACAAGUGUAGCAGUUUAAAUAUGUUUCACAGCAGAAUAGCUCUGCUUUAAGAAAAUACAGCAUGCGUCACAGGUUUUUUCCAGCAGUUUCUCAAACAGGUGUUGUGUCUUGUAUUAUGUUGUGAGUGUCUGUGUGGAACCGGAGCCUCUUUCACAAAAGCGGAUUGCGAGCAGUAUUUAGAUGCUGUUGCAAGUGGCAGCAAAGGAUCACACAAAGGAUCAUUGCUUUCAAAUUCCAAAUACAUUUGUGAGUCCCAAAGGGCUCUUCCAUCCUCAUGCAUCUCUGUUUGUUUGCUUGCAGGUCUGUUUGUUUUUAAUUAGUGAGACGUCUCAAAAUCAUCUCGUUAGAAAUUCUAGCUUGGUGCAACAGGCCUCUGCUUUGGCCGGAUGCUUUGGUAAAGAUUCCUACUGCCUCUCGUCACUGAAGUUUAGUUCUCAACCAAGAGCAUAGCUGUAGAGUCAUGGUUAACCUGCAAAAUAGCCCAGAAAAAAAAUGUGACUGAUAGCGACUGUGGCUGUGGUGGGUGGUGCUUUACAUUUACAGUUCGGGAGCAGCCUUGUAUGUUGUCAAGGUGAAGAAUUCUGAACUUGUACAGUUUGAUGAUCUAAAUAUGUUAAAGUCUUCUUCCUAUCCAAUAAAGGUAUAUUUGCAUAAAUUAAAUACUGCAAGUAGCUGUUUCAUUACAGUAAUUCAGCUCUGAUUGGGAUUAGCAUUUCAACACACCCAGUGCACUGCUGUUUAAUUAAGGUCUCGGUCCCACAGUUGAAAUGAUUGAUAAUUAAAUGAAUCAGUUCUGCUGGGAGAUUCGCUGCUGGGAGUGUGAGACCAUCUCACAAUAGAGUUGAUAUGAAAAAACACCAUGGUGGUUGUAAUUAUGUAAGUAUGUCAUAGUUUUUAAUUCCAUCUGUAAGUAAUAACUGUGAACUUUGUGAUGCAGAGGAUGCACUCUGCAUCUAUUUCCCCCCCGAAGCCUCGAAUGAGCGGCUGCAGAAAGCUGCCAAUGGAAUAGCUGUUGAUCGAACACCAUUUGGCUCUAUAUGUGGCUUUGAGUUUGGCUCUGAAAGUAUUGAAAUUGAGCUAGGAUUUCAGUUAUGUAACGGUUGUAAGGAACAUGCUUUCUGUAACUGGCAAAAAGCCAGAGGCGAAAUCCAGUAUUUGCAGCACGCUAAUAAACAGGCUGCUGGAGAAUGUGCAGACUGAAAGCGAACUGACCAACAAGGACCGUCACUUUGCAACCAAGUGAAGGAAAGAAUAAAGGAAGCCGCACAACCUCUGUUUUACUGUUCUAGAAUGUUUUUUUUAAAUGCCCAGUGUUUGCCUUUUGCAGUUGUUGGUGUUUCAGUAGUUUCUUCCAGCAUGCUGCUUUCCUGUGUUGAAUCUUUAUUUAAAUCCCUGCUUGUUGCUUUUUCAAGUGUUGAAUCUGCACCAAGCAAUAUGGUAGCUUGUGCCGUGUUGGUUUUAUAAUAUGAGUGGAACCAUACUGUGACAGGAUUAUCUAAACCAUAUGUAUCCCCUCUGACUCACUGCGAGGAACUAAACAUGAUAAUAAGUUGUUUGACUUCUUUCAUCAUCAGUGUUUUGGUUUGUUGAAAGAAAUAUUUUAAAGAACAAUGUGUGCAGUGUCCUACUAGUUGCACUUUGUGAUGACAGAUACAACAAAUGUCAAAAGGUUCAAAAGACGUUCAUUUUGUCACGUUUGGAAGAAAAUGUAAGCUCAAAUCUUCUAGACUGACCAUCGAAACACAUUAUAGAUGUCCUUAAUUAUUCUUACCAACAGUUCUGAAUGUUAGAAGACUUCAUGAAAGUAUUUACUCAAGAAUGUGAAGAAAAACAAGUUUGUGCAUUUCAGUGUCAUGCAUUUUUAAGAUGUCGUCUAUAAUCCUAAUAUUGAAGUUGGUUAAAUAUUUGUGUCUGGUGAUCAAUCUGUUUUCAUAUUUCUCUGUAAUAAUGUAUGUGCUUUGUAUGAAUGUACAGUACAAUGUGUGUCUCUAUCUCUGUCAAGUGGUGACCAUAUUAUUUGUUGUGUCUUUAAAGGAUAAUUUGUUUAUUUCGACCUGAGCCUCAUUUCUUUGUUCUCACAAGCAAUCAAUCAAUGUCAUUACUUCACUACAUUUUGUCCCUUUUACUUGGCUAGAUGUACUUUUAUUGCUCUUAUUAAAAAACAGGACUCGGGUUGAAAUAAACUAUUAUAUUUUCCUUUAAACUAAUUAUAAUAUGAUUUUUGCUGGCAAGUGACAAUUAUUUUGGUAAUAUGAGAUGAGGAAUUGUAGGAACUUAUUGUUAUUGAUAAUACAAAGUGACUUUCAAAUUCAAUAUAAUAUGUCUUAGGGGUUUUUGGCCUGCUUUAGUCAGUGGUGAUGUAUUUGCUUCAUUAAUGUAGCUUCAUUGCAAACGUCUUCCUUACAGUAUAAUGUUUACAAGCAACACAACAUGCUUAUGAUGAAACUUAUGACUGUCAAAUUUUAAUGAGGAAAAAAACUACAACUGAGCAAUAGUGUUUUGUCAUAAACAAUGCAGGCUAUUGUAAUAAUGAGCAACUUUUAAAUAUCUAAAUUUGUUUAUAUUCCUUAAUUCAAUUACCUCCACCACAGCUCAUAAUUACCUGUAAAUCCAAGCAUUUUGAUUCAGUAAUUAUGAGAUAUUUAUCUUGUUUUUGCAACGUACUUCCGUGUCUAUCACUUCCCAGCUUGUUAAAGGUUUUACAUAAGUUACCUGUGAUCAGAAAUGUCUU